Rotaria socialis is the source of this 1299-nucleotide messenger RNA. NCBI's taxonomy places the organism in Eukaryota, Metazoa, Rotifera, Eurotatoria, Philodinida, Philodinidae. The record is from the annotation of a GenBank genome assembly.
AUGAAAGUUGGCGUACUUCUUCACUUGCAAGGACCCUAUAUUUCUUUGGAAGCAUUAACCAUAGCGGUGAAUCAUCUUCAAUGUCGUCAUCCUUUUCUUCGAAGCCGUCUACAAAACAAUCCUACUAAGCCUGGCAACUAUUUAAUGGAAGAAGACAAUGCACUUCGUCUUAAGAUUCGAGAGAUACCACGAAAACGUAACGAUCAUCUCCACUUCUGGCGUCAGGAAUGGCGAGAACGAGAGAAGGAGUCAGCAAUCAUCGGGCAGGGACUUGUCGAAUUCUGGCUUCUGCAGGAUCCUGAGGAUAGUGCCACUGCAAAUGCUCCGAGAGAACUGAUACUCAUAUGCGAGCAUUGCGUGUGUGAUGGAUUGUCUCUGAGUACGGUAGCUCAUGAACUUCUCAUGACUUUAAGCAAGGGCGAUCAACAUAUACUUUGCAAUGCAUUGGAAUGGCCAAUAACCAUGGAAGCAGCUAUCCAAAGAAGUCUUUCAACAUGGGGCAGGCUAGUCACCUUUGGCAAAUUCAUUCUGGCAGCCAUGUAUUGGCGCGUGACAAGAACACAGACCAUUGCAAGGAUACCAUUGGCUCAAGUCGAUUUUUCAUUGAUUGAGAUGGUUAAGUACUGUCACACUGAAGUCUCCUAUGGCACGUUGUGCAAGGAAGAAACCCAAAAACUCGUUGACAAAUGUCAUCGCGAGAGAGUAACGGUGACAUCAGCUGUCAGCAGUGCGAUUCUAUGCGCUAGUUCGACGUUAGUGAACGUUGACGACGCUGAAGCGACCCAAUUGGUCGUUGCAAUUGCAGCCGAUACGCGCAGACGAUGUGUACCAACAAUUCCUAAUCAUGACCUUAGUUAUCACGUAUCAGGAACCAUGGCAUUCACAAUUCCUACGAGAGAUACGCCAACGACGUUCUUAGGAAUGUGGCAGCUGGCGAGUGCGUUCGGUCACCACGUGAAAACUUCAAUUGACGCUGGCCAAACUCUUGCUCUCGGUAUGAUCAUGGGAAAGAUAUACGAAAAGAACCUUGAUCCGCCCAAUCUUGCACAAGUUCCAACCUUUGGCAUUUCGAACUGGGGUGUUUUACCCUACUGUAAACAAUAUGGAAACUGGGAGUUGAUAGCGACGAUUCCGUUCGGUAACUUGAUUCGAGCGCCCAUGCCAUUUGCUUUGAUUCAAACUGUCAAUGGCGUAUUGACAGUGGUGUUUGUUGGAUCGGUCCCCAUAUUUCCACUAGAUAACCUAGAGAAUUUACGCAAUGGAACUUUGGAAAAAUUGCGCCUAAUGAUAGAAAACUAA